AUGUCCCCUACCCCACAGUCACACUCUAUUAUUAUUAGCAAUAAAGGUGGUUUUCCCCUAUUCUUUCCUAAUACAUUACUCGGAUUACUCCGGGAAGGACUUUGAGAUGAAAAAUUCCAGCAUUAGAUAAGCUCAGCGAGUCGAUAAUAAAACUCCCCGCAGUGUGUGAUGUGCUUCACAAGCCCGGGCAGAAAAAUCUUCUGAUGGUGACCGAUGAACCAGAGAGGAGCACCUCUGAGGAGAAGACCCAGAACCUCCAGAACCAGGACAGUUCUAAGCAAUGGAUGCAAGAACUCUUCCCAUUCCCCGGGCAGUACACAACGUCUCCCCUCCAAUCAGAGCACUCUAAUGGGAUGGUGACAACCGAUCUGCAAAACAAAGAUCUGUCCGGAAUACAAAUCACAAAGGGAUCGAUAAAGGAAGAUGUGGGUGAUCGGGAGUCUGUUUUAAAAGGCGAUGCUGAAGCGACUUCAAGUUCAUCAGUAGAUGUCCAGACAAUAUUGACCAGCAGGGGGAGCCCUGACAGCACCACAACCAAUGAGGACAUUGAAAGCUUUUUUGAGGAGACCCGCAAGAGGAGUACUUUCCAGAAAAACUUCUAUUGGAUAACUAUCUUAAUUAUUUUCAAUAUUAUGAUCCUCAUCACGGGACUGGGAAUAAAUGAAGUAAACAGACAAAAUUUAAAAAACACGGCUGCCAUCCCGGAAAAUCACACCUAUUUCCCAGAAUACACCACCAUGGCAACUUCAAGGAAUACUAUGACCAAAACCACUACGUCUCUUCCUGUAUAUACAACGCAAAAUGCCACACCGUCAAGGAAUGAUACUACACAAUAUACAACCCCUAGUGCAACAACGACAAAAGGUUACACUACUGAUUAUGUCACAAACACUAUUACAGCAUUAACAACUAACACAACUACUCUUCCUCCAGCAAUGACCACAACAAGCCCAGGAAUCUCUAUCGGCAUUCCAGAAGACACCACCAAUACAACAUCGGGCACCAGCGUAAAGGAAAGUACCACCUCUCCUUCAGUACAUACAACACCAACAACUUAUACUACAGAGUAUACAACAUUCAAUGUCACAACCACAGGAGGCUAUAGUGAUAAUGUCACAAACAUUAGCACAACACCAACCACUAACACAACUACUCUUCCAGCCAUGACCACAACAAGCCCAGGAAUCUCUACUGACUAUCCAGUAGACAGCACCAAUACAACAUCGGGGAGCAGCAUACAUGAAAGUACCAUCUCUCCUUCUUCAGAUACACCAAAGAAUUAUACUACAGAGUAUACAACAUACAAUGUCACAAACAUUACAACAGCUAACACAACUACUCUUCCAGUCAUGACCACAACAAUUCCAGAAAUCUCUACUGGCAUUCCAGGAGACACAACCAAUACAACAUAUAAUGUCACAACCACAGGAGGCUAUAGUGAUAAUGUCACAAACAUUAGCACAACACCAACCACUAAAACAACUACUCUUCCAGCUAUGACCACAACAAGCCCAGGAAUCUCUACCGACAUUCCAGAAGACACCACCAAUACAACAUUGGGGAGCAGCAUGAAUGAAAGUACCACCUCUCCUUCAGUACAUACAACACCGACAACUUAUACAACCACUCUUCCAGCCAUGACCACAACAAGCCGAGGAAUAUCUACUGACUAUCCAGUAGACAGCACCAAUACAACAUCGGGGAGCAGCAUACAUGAAAGUACCAUCUCUCCUUCUUCAGAUACACCAAAGAAUUAUACUACAGAGUAUACAACAUAUAAUGUUACAAACAUUACAACAGCUAACACAACUACUCUUCCAGUCAUGACCACAACAAUUCCAGAAAUCUCUACUGGAAUUCCAGGAGACACAACCAAUACAACAUAUAUCCAAUACAACAAUACAACAACCACAGGAGGCUAUAGUAAAAAUGUCACAACACCAACCACUAACAUAAAUACUCUUCCAGCCAUAAUCACAAGAAGCCCAGGAAUCUCUGCUGACAUUCCAGGAGACACCACCAAUACAACAUUGGGGAGCAGCAUGAAUGAAAGUACCAUCUCUCCUUAUGUAGAUACAACCCCAAAUAAUUAUACAACCAAGUAUACAACAUAUCAUGUCACAAACAUUACCACAGAACUAACAGCUAAUACAAAUACUCUUCCAACCAUGACCACGACAAGUCCGGGAAUCUCCACUGACUAUCCAGGAGACACAACCAAUACAACAUUGGGGAGCAGCCUAAAUGAAAAUACCGCCUCUCCUCCAGUACAUACAACAUCAACAACUUAUACUACAGAGUAUACAACAUAUAAUGUCACAACCACAGGAGGCUACAGUAGUAAUAAUGUCACAAACAUUACCACAGCACUAACUACUAACACAACUCUUCCAACCAUGACCACAACAAGCCCGGGAAUCUCUACUGACCAUCCAGAAGAUACAACCAAUACAACAAUCGGGGGAAAACAUAAAUGAAAGUAGCAUCUCUCCUUCUGAAGAUACAACACCACAUAAUUAUACAACAGAAUAUACAACAUAUAAUGUCACAACCACAGGAGGCUACACUAAUGAUAAUGUCACAAGCAUUACCACAACACUAAUAGCUAACACAACUACUCUUCUAACCCAGCCCCAAGGUCACAACAAAGUACAUUACACAUAACACAACAUUACACAACAUUACACAUCAUAUAACAUCCCACAAUAGUUUUCUAGCAGACAGACAGAAAUAAUAGGUGAGUUAAUUAGCACAAUUAACAAUGGGUGAAAGACACUUAUGAGGCACACCAUGGGAGAGACCUACUUACAAUAAUCAAAUUAUAGCAGGAGACCCCAGACGGGUGGCUUGAGCUGAUGAUACUAAAGUCUGCUAUGAGUCUCACAGUUUGAAGCAGUCAUUGCUGGUAAUUUUGCAUCUAGGCCCUAAACAUGGAUCCAAAGCCUGUGUGUAUUUGGGAGACAUGAACGUGAAUCACAAACACCACUCCAAGGGUCCUACAGGCAUACCCUCCCAAAUAGUAGUGUUCCCUUAAAAGCCAGGGCCCAUAAUCAGUAGGCAACAGGCUAGCCCGCAGUCCCCUCCAGAAGCCUCUGUCCCAGUUUGGUCUAUCACACUUGCGAUAAAUGCACAAACAUUUUCACAACACUAACAUCUAACACAACUCAUCCAAACAGAACCACAACAAACCCAAGAAUUUCCACCGACUAUCCUAAAGAUACCACCAAUGUAACAUUAGGAAGCAACAUACACAAAAUUAUCACUUCCCUUCCAGUACAUACAACACAGAAUGCCACAAUUAAACUACAGAAUAUAGAACAUAUAAUGCCACAAUGACAGAAGGCUACACUAGCAAUAACGUCCCAGACAUUAUCACAACACUAACAUCUAGCCCAACUACUCUUCUAAACACAACCACAACAAGCCCAUACAUCUCUACUGACUGCCCAGAAGACCCCGCCAAUACAACAUUAUGGAAACAACAUAGAUACAAGUAUCACCUCCCCUUCUGUACAGUAUAUACCACACAGAAAACCACAAUGCCAACAGAUGGCACAAUUGAUAACAGCACACUACUCCGGGUAAGGUCACCAAGCUUACAACACCUAGAACAUUUACUCCAGCUGUAACCAAUUCUAACAUAUCAACCCCAAUUUUAAGAAAUACAUUGCCACAACCUCAACUACACCAUCUAGGAAUUGUUGUUAACUGAUCCUGAAAAACAGGACUGUCAGUUUCCACAGUCACCAUGAUAAGUCUUAAAUAAAUGUUUACACCAACCACAAAUGAUACAUCCCUUCACUCAGAGGACGCUGCAGAAAGAAUUUUAACCUUCCUGUCAGCUCAGUUCCAGGAUAUGUAACUCUUAAUAUGACAUUCUGCUAUACCUACACCAGGAGAAACAACGACUUCAAGAGAAGACAACACCUUGCCUAAUUCUGAAACUCCACUCUCAGUUCUUGUACAUGUCUACAUCAUCACAGCAACAGAAAUAACUAAUACUCUGUUUACAGUGGAUAUACUGUAUCUGCAGAUGUAGAACUUACUACUUUAUAGGACAUUGACAGUAAUGCUGCAAUUAUACCUUCAGCUCCAGGCUAUAGAACUUCCUUAACUAACUUGAAAUAACCACACUCUAUAAAGAACAUCUCUUUACAUUGAAGACACAACUACAAAUCUAGGCCCAACUAUGUCCAACUCUCUCCACUGUCAGAUCUUCUACAAACAGUUUCACCACUGUUCUACCACCAGAGACAACUCAAAUGUAGAGCUUUUUUUUCAGGACUUGAUGACUAAUCUUCCAACUACUUCACCUACUCCUGGGCUUAUGGGACACGUAGCCCUGAAGAUGUCACCUCUGAUCCCCAGACUGGAACACUUGGCCCUGAAGAUGUCACCUCUGAUACCCAGACUGAAACUCUUGACCCUAAUGAUGUUACCUCAGGUCUCGAGACUAGAAAACUUGGUCCUGAAGACGUUACCUGUCAUCCCUUGACUAGAACUUUUCACCCUAAAGAUGUCACCUCUGGUCUCCAGACUGGAACCAUUUGCCUUAAGAUGUCACCUCUGGUCCCCAGACCAGAACUAGUCUUGACCCUAUUGAUGUGACUUCAGGUCUCCAGACUGGAACACUUGGUUCUAAAGAUGCUCCCUCUGAUCCCCUGAUUAGUACUUAUCAGCCUUAAGAUGUCAACUCUGGUCUCCAGCCUGGAACACUUUGUCCUAAGGUGUCACCUCUGAUCCCCAGACUAGAACUCAUCUUGACCCUAUUGAUGUGAUGUCCAAAGACAUGCUGGUAGGUUAAUUGGAUUGUCCAAAUUGGCCCAAUGUCCGCACCAGCCAGCAAGACACUUGGCUGCAAAAAGCACCUUGAGGCGAUUCAGUUCGCAUCUGUGUAGCGCUAUGCAAGUCAUUCACUGCAUCCAGGCCAGUAAAGGAGCUAGAUUAAGAACAUCAGAAUCGUCCUGCUCACUAUGGUCAUACACAUCGAGGCCCAUGGUUAAGACUGCGUUUAUAAGCAUUGUUUAUUAAUAAUAAUAAUAAUAAUAAUAAUGUCAGGUCUCCAGCCUGGAACAAUUGGCCCUGAAUAUGUUACCUCUGAUACCCAGACUGGAACUCUUGAAGAUGUUACCUCAGGUCUCUGGACUGAAACACUUGGUCCUGAAGAUGUUACCUCUGAUCCCUUGACUAGAACUUUUCACCCCAAAGAUGUCACCUCAGGUCUCCAGACUGGAACCCUUUGCCUUAAGAUGUCACCUCUGGUCCCCAGACCAGAACUCAUCUUGACCCUAUUGAUGUGAUGUCAGGUCUCCAGACUGGAACACUUGACCCUGAAGAUGUUACCUCUGAUCUCCAGACUGGAACACUUGACCCUGAAGAUAUCAUGUCACCUUUGACCCACAAGAAACAUUCAAUUACACCAAAAUAAUCACUCGUUCUAACAGACUUAAAUCCAUGAUGCAACAACAUCACAUCAUAAAAUACUAAAGCUACUAAAGCACGUAAAACUUCUGAAUCAGAAGAUGCAAAACCGCUCUUACAAUUUUGAACUGUGUAGGAUAAUUUCUUAGAAACAUUAUAUAACAAUAAAAUGAGCUUUAUAAGCUUUACUAAUAGUGGACUUACUUGAUGAUCAGCAAAGUUAGUCCACUACUUUAAUGUCUUAUGGAAUACAGUUCUGAAUACAGGAGUAUUUUCAGAAUUAUGCGAACUAAUCUAAAAUGUACAUUUAAAUUGAAAUAAAAGUAAAUUAUUAAACUUUCAA
Messenger RNA from Rana temporaria (common frog), 5764 nucleotides. RefSeq names its product flocculation protein FLO11-like. Bases 204 to 2477 code for a protein of 757 amino acids. The record is from RefSeq and is a predicted model, not a curated record. The transcript is spliced from 5 exons. NCBI's taxonomy places the organism in Eukaryota, Metazoa, Chordata, Amphibia, Anura, Ranidae.